Messenger RNA from Lates calcarifer (barramundi perch), 1221 nucleotides. It is a transcript of the gene tectb, whose product is annotated as tectorin beta. The transcript has 10 exons. Lineage: Eukaryota; Metazoa; Chordata; Actinopteri; Centropomidae. The coding region runs from base 7 to 1026 and encodes 339 amino acids. The record is from RefSeq and is a predicted model, not a curated record. Gene Ontology annotation, cellular component: cell surface.
CACACUAUGGCCUUUUUUGGUGCUCUGUUAAUGCUGUUGCCUGUUGCAUGGACCUGCUCUCCCCAAAAAGCAGACUAUGUCAUGGUAUCAUGUUUCCCCAACGCCAUUAUUGCCAAUGUCCCUGAGUGUCCCUAUGGCUGGGAGAUUGACCAGUUAUCACUGGGUGGUGUUUGUUACACUGGAAUACACAGCCCAGGCUACUACCGCUUCAUCAUUCCAGACCUAACACCUAAAAAUCACUCGUACUGUGGCACACUGUCUGAGUACAUGCCCGGCAAAGAUCCCAAGUACAUCUUCUAUAACUCCAUCGUGUCCAACGACACUUCGCUCACAGUCAGAAACCAGCCAGUCAACUACACCUUCAGCUGCAUGUACCGAGCAGCCUAUUUGGUAAAUAAUGCAGUCUUCAGCCAAAGAGUGGCUACAGUUUAUGUCAACAACGGGAGUUUAGGCACUUUUAAAUCACAGUUGUCUAUGAACGUGUUCACGAAUUCAAAGUUCCUGUACGCCAAGGAUGCUCCCUAUGUGAUCGACACUUCUGAGAUCGGCUCUGAGGUUUUCAUCGGGAUUGAGGCAAAAGGCCUAAGUAACAGAUUCAAAGUUGUAAUAAACAACUGCUGGGCCACUCCUACUCCUUACUCAACAGACAGGAAGAGGUGGAGCCUCAUCAUUAACAGCUGCUCCUCUGACAACACUGUGACUAUUUUUGAGAACGCCAAAGACAGCCGCUCCAUGUUUAAGUUCAACUCGUUCCGCUUCCAACGGCUGGAGAAGGUGUCCACUGUCUGGCUUCACUGUGAGGUCCAGGUUUGUGAUGGAGAGAGGCUCGUCUGUCAGCCAGGCCCGUGCACUAUUAGAAGUCUAUCAGCUGAGGCAGAUCCAAGUGGAGGGAUCCUCACCGCUGAAUUUCACAUUAAAGGAAGUGGAUCUUCCAAUAAUGGACACAUAACAGGCACCUCACUGUUCAUCUUGCUGGUGGUCCUGAUAAACACAUGUUAUGAUUUAGUAACUGGAUCAAGAAUGUAGUUCAUUCAUUAACACACAAGCACAGAGGGGAGUGUCACCCAGGACUCAGGGAGCGUAUGAUUACAUUCCUCCCCCCGCACUCAAAUGAAUGAUUUUCUAAUUAUCUCACAAUUAUUAUUUGUAAUUAGCACAUGUAUUGAGGCUUUGGAUAAUCUUUUUAAUGUUACAUACAUUAUUCCACUGCUUUCUCUAAUA